AUAAAAAUUAUUUAAAAUGAAAAAUAAAAGGAAGAGAUUUGGCUGGAGCAUGACAUUUAGAAAGCACACACGCUGAGCUCUGUUUAAACCUAAAGCACAACUGGAUUAGAUGAGUUUCUCUUAUUGUUUUAGAAAUAAUUUUGAGGGGUGGAGGGGGAGCAUGUGGGAAUAUAAUGAACCUGUAAUCUAGUUUCUGAGCAUUUAGGUUAUUCCUGGCUGUGAUCUUUGUUCCAGAAAGUUGGAGAGACUUCUUAUAUUAAGAGAACAGACUUUGUAGACACAAAUUCCUCUGUUUUACGGGAUUAUUUGGUAUGUUUUUUCCAUGGCAGGUGAUAUUAGUGGACGGGUGGCACGACCUGGAUAACAGCGACUAUGAUUGCUGGCCCCUGGAAAAACCAGAUGAGUAUAACAUGCUGGACUGUGGAGGUCUUGAGAUGGCCUGGGUCCAGAGACCUCCAGAAAAGGCUGUGAGUGGGGAGUUCUUCAAUGUAACGUAUGCAGUCUUUGCUUCAGAUCACUUUUACCACUAUGCUGUGCAAAACGGACUCCUUUCUCACAGCAAUGCUGCGGCAGCCAAGAAGUUCUGUGAAGAACAAGAGUGCCCUUCCAACUGGAAAGAUGCAAAUGGAGAAAACUGCUGCGUCCAUCACGCCAACAUCCACUCCUGCCCUUUAGCCUUCAUGGGAAAAGGUGGAAUAUGUGGCCCGUGGAUUCCAGAUGAUGGCCAAAUAUUUACUCACACCUUAUCUACAGCUGGAAAAAUGAGUCAGACAAACUGGACUGCCAAGGUCGUUUUGGUUCAUGUGGGGGUGACCUCUCUCAUCGCACACAUCAGGGUUGGGAAAAUGCAAGUUGCUCUGGAAGCCAAAACCACUGUUCUACCUGCAGUAGUCUGCGGAGAUGGUGUUUGUGAAGAAGAUGAAAGCUGUUCCACAUGUCCAGCUGACUGCGGGGAAUGCCCACUCACAGCUGAUGCCAGGACAGCAAUUGCUUUACCAAUAUGUUUAGUCUGUGCUGGCUUCAUUCUGACAAUAGUGUGGUUUCAAUAUCAGAAGCAAAAGAUGUUUUGGGAUGAAAGCUGGAUUAUAGACUUCUCCCGCAUCAAACAAGAUCGCAUGCUACGGACGGCAAUGGGCAGCAUCAUUAGUGCAGCCCAUGCACCCAGCGACUCCAACGCCAGCUGUAUCACUGCCCUGAGUUCUUGCACAGCAGCUGUCAACACAUCCAGGAAACAGCACUUCACCCAGACAGGGAUAUAUGAUGGUAGAACAGUCGCCAUCAAGAAAAUAAGGAAGAAGACAUUCACCUUGUCCAAAUCCAUACGCAAGGAAGUAAAGCAAGUGAGAGAACUUGAUCAUCCCAACCUCUGCAAAUUCAUCGGCGGUUGUACAGAGGUGCCAAAUGUUGCCAUCGUGACAGAAUACUGUCCAAAAGGUAGCCUGAGUGAUGUGCUGCUCAAUGAAGACAUUCCUCUCAACUGGGGUUUCAGGUUUUCCUUUGCUGGAGACAUUGCCCAAGGAAUGGCUUAUCUUCACCAGCAUAAAAUCUAUCAUGGAUGCUUAAAGUCUAAUAACUGUGUGAUAGAUGACCGUUGGGUCUGUAAAAUUUCAGACUAUGGAUUACAGUGCUACAGAAAAGUGGAUCACUGGGAGGGUGCUAGCACAUAUCAGCAGCGUUUGAUGCAGAUUUACUUGGCUCCUGAGGCCCAUUCAUCGUCAGACUUUGUCCCCACGUCCAUGGCAGAUGUGUACAGUUAUUCCAUCAUUUUAUUAGAGAUCGCAACAAGAAGUGACCCUGUGCAGGAUGAUUCUCAUUCAGCGGAAUAUUCCUCAUGCCUACCUCUGACAGAAUUAAUUUCAGGAAAGUCUGAGAAUUCCUGCCCAUGCCCUACAGACUAUGUGGAGCUAAUCAGGAGGUGCAGGAAAACCAACCCAACCCAAAGGCCUACAUUUGAGCAAGUCAAGAAGUUAUUGUACAAGAUGAAUCCUAACAAAGUUAGUCCAGUCGACAUGAUGAUGACUCUGAUGGAGAAAUACAGCAAACACCUGGAAGUAGUAGUUGCAGAACGAACCCAGGACUUAAUGCAUGAAAAGCAGAAGACUGAUCAUUUAUUAUAUAGUAUGUUACCCAAGCAAGUAGCAGAUGAUCUGAGGCAAGGAAAACCUUCACAAGCCCAAAGUUACGUAAUUGCCACUAUCUUUUUCAGUGACAUUGUUGGCUUCACUCAGCUAUCCAGCACCAGCACACCUUACCAAGUGGUGGACUUCUUAAACAAACUCUACACUACCUUUGAUGAAAUCAUAGACAACUAUGAUGUCUACAAGGUGGAGACGAUAGGAGAUGCCUACAUGGUAGUGUCGGGGGUGCCCAAAGAGAACGGUAUUCGUCAUGCCAGUGAAAUAGCAAGUAUGGCUCUCGACCUGGUGGCCGUGUGCAAGACAUUUAGGAUUCCGCACAAACCCAACACCCAGCUAAAGAUACGAGCAGGAAUCCACUCAGGGCCAGUUGUAGCGGGAGUCGUUGGAACCAAAAUGCCCCGGUACUGCUUGUUUGGAGACACUGUCAACACAGCUUCCAGGAUGGAGUCCACCAGUGAGGCUCUUAAAAUACAAUGCAGUUCAAAUACAUACCAGCUGUUGGAGCAGAUUGGAGAGUACAUAUUAGUGUGUCGUGGGAAUUUGCAAGUCAAGGGGAAAGGAGACAUGGUGACAUACUGGCUGGAAGGAAAGCAGAAUAUUGCCAUCCAGAAGAGAGCACCCAUCGCUACCACGACCUCUCAAGACCCUGAUGGAACUACUUUUAGUUUGAUUCCAGGAGUCUUGCCCAACGAUCCUCUCUCCAGCCCAGCUUAAAGGCCAUGGGUAGAUGUUUAGUUGUUCCGGUUUCUCCUUGUUUUCAGUCUUUUAGAUCUACCUGGCAAAUUUGUCAUGUGAUCCAGGAGGGACUGGGAUAUUUGAAAGCUUCCAUUGCCAUGCCACACCUAGAGGCAAAGCAAGAAAAUAGAUGCUGCUCCCGCACAGCCUCUCCGGAUGUAUGGACAGUCAUUAAUCAAAGCUCUCUCCCUUAGUCUGACGGGAACAAAAAUAAAGAGGUAAAACAAAUCACUGGCGACGACAAAUGUGUGGAUAAUUAAGGAAUUAAAUGGAUUCUUCUGAGUCACCAGCUAUCCAGAGACAGGGAUCAGACCUGUACAGCUGUCGCUUGGUUUUGGGGUGGAAAGCCCUGCAAACAGCCCCCAUUAUCAGACUUGGCACAAGCAGCAGGCUGGAGAUGCCAGCAUAUUAACUCCUCUCGUGGUGAGAAGGAGAAAGGGGAGGCCGUGCUAUUUAGUGCCAGGGUGGUGAUAAGCCUCAUGGGAUUAAUUUGUUUAAUGUUUUGAAAGGAGGGAUUGAAAUGUGGACUUUGCUAGAACUAACGGCCAGGUAGAAUAGGAGGGAACAAUCUGGCCUAGUGGAUAAAGCAUUGGACUAAAAGAACUCAGGGUGUCUGGCUUCUGUUGUUAGCUAUUGGAGUGACUUUGUGUAAAUCAGUUCACCUGUCUGCGCCUCGGUUUCCCCAUCUGUAAAGCAUGGAUGAUACUAACCACCUUUGUAAAGUGCUUUGAGAUCAAGGGAUGAAAAGAGCUGGGGACUAUUAAAUAGGAGAAAGAAUGUUUAAACAGUUCAUGUCUGAGGCUGCUGCAGGAGCUCUCUGGAAUGCUGGUCUGACUCUCCUGGAUCAAAAUCCACACCCCGAGCGACAUAGUUAUACCGACCUAACCCCCAGUGUAGACAGUGCUACGUUGACAGGAGGGCGUCUCCCAUCAGACACAGAUACCACCUCUCGGGGAGGUGGAGUACCUAAGCCAAUGGGAGAAGCUUUCCCGUUGUCAUAGGCUGUGUCUUCACUAAGCCCUAGAGAGGCACAGCUGCAUCGCUGCAGAGCUGUAAGUGUAGACAAGCCCUCUCUAUAAAUCUCCAUGUUUGCUGAUGGAGAUAGGUUUACACAAGUGGCUUCUCAUUCCAGCUCUGUCCGAAGUUAUUUUCUCUGAAUGCGAAGUACGCUGUACAAUGUGUGCUGUAUGCUGUUUGGGACUCUGCAGUUUUUCUUUUUUCCAGACUACAGAUUUAUUUUAAAUGGCAGUAGAUUUUCUCUCAGUCAGAUUUUCUCUUAGGAAAGUUUCACCAGCUUAACUAAAUUUAUUCCAAAUCAAUCUGGAUACACCAGUGCAAAACCCUAAAGUAAGUGUACUUAAACCAGUAUAAAUCAAUUUAAAUUAACUGGGUAAUUUACUGGCUCAUGCCCCAUGUAAUUAGCAUAUUUUUAUAUUAAAUAUGUACUGUGUGAUCACUUUGAUUAAAAUUAAAAGGUAUUGCUGAUACCGAAAUUUCUUAAUUGGAAAGCACAUGCAAUAGUAAUAGCAACUGACUUUAUUGAGUGAGAUUACAAUAUAUAGUCUGACUUAAUUCUUUUUUUAAAGUAUAUUUUUCCAUUUAUCUAAACUUGAAAUGUUAAAUUUGCAUACGUUCCAAAUUUUAUAAUAUAACCACCAAUAAACUCAAACUCCAAGUCAACCACAGCAUUGUACCAUGCUUUAAUACACUGAGUCCCUCUGCUGUUCAGCCAACACCCCGUUGAUCUGAAUACCAUGUAUGUUCCUGAAACACUUUGAUCUACACCAUUGCAUCAUGCAUUAUAUAUUUGGCAUUACACUUUCACUGAAUUAACAUGUUAAAAAUUGGUAUUAGAAAUUAUAGAAAGGGACAGAUCACAGGCCUUUUAGGAAAUGUGAAUUUGUUACCAUUCACUCUAUCUAUUGCAUAUUCAUUUGUAGAAAAGUUGCCAUUGUUACUCACCUAUGUUAUACUAAUGUAGACUGCUAGGAUUAAAGGACAUUAUAAUGAACAUUUUCUGAGUCCAGGUUAUUCUAAAUAGAAGUCAGCUGUAUGAUCAGUUGAGUUUGUACAAUGUUUGUGUGACAGUGCUCAGGAAAACUGUAGGACUGACAGCUGUGGCUAUU
Molecule: messenger RNA, 4999 nt
Organism: Mauremys mutica (yellowpond turtle)
Lineage: Eukaryota; Metazoa; Chordata; Testudines; Geoemydidae
Product: atrial natriuretic peptide receptor 2-like
Exons: 22
Coding region: 312-2852 (846 amino acids)
Biological process (GO): intracellular signal transduction; protein phosphorylation; receptor guanylyl cyclase signaling pathway
Molecular function (GO): ATP binding; protein kinase activity; guanylate cyclase activity
Source: RefSeq, a predicted model, not a curated record